AUGCAUGUGCCCGCUCUAUCAACCAUUGACCGACUGCGGCAACUGGGCUGCUCGAUUGACCAGAUUUGCAAAAUAGAGGGCAUCCCAGGUGUUUCUAUUGGAGUCCUUGACUAUGGAGAAACUUUGUGGACCGAAAACUUUGGAUUCCGCGACAAAUCCAAAACAGCGCUUCCAGACUCAAACACCCAAUAUGGAAUCGGACAUAUCACCAUGCCAAUGGUGGCUGCUGGUAUUGGCAAACUUGUGGACGACGGAAAACUUCAGUGGACCACUUUAUUGAGAGAAAUCAUACCCGAGAUUGAGCAUACUGAUGUCAACUGGACCUACACAUCCACAAUAGCCGAUAUUCUCGCGCAUCGCUGUGGCUUGGACGGAGAAAUUGCAACUUUACUAGCUGAUGGCGGAAAUGGCAUCAUACAGCCUUCUCUCGAAGCGUUUUUGAAAACUGUCGACUUCAUCCCUCGCCCGCUUCCACACCGUGAGAAUUGGCUGAUGUGUCCUUGGGGAUACACAAUCGCUGCGUACAUAAUCGAGCAUAUAUCUGGGCAGCCACUUCACGAGUAUCUUCAGAAUCAGGUAUUCCGGCCACUUAGGAUGACUUCUACCACUUUCCGGCCAUCAUUUGAAGAGAGCCACAAUGUCGCUGAACCACAUGCUUCACUUAGCAACGGGGAGGCUUGUCCAUUGGAAUUUCAGCCCAAUUUUGCGAAUACAUUAUUCGAAGGUUCACGCGGAGCCUAUUCGACCGUGAGCGAUCUUCUCAUAUGGGCCAAGCAAACAUUGGCUGCGAGCCAGAAUACCGAGCUAUCCGCCAACACAGUAUUGAAACAAACCCCGGACAUCCUCAGCAACCACAUCGCAAUGAAGAAUCCAUCAUUGUUGGAAAGAUCGUACGGAUUUGGCUGGGCUCGAGCCCAGCUUCCCGGCAUUGUGGGCCUUCUCGGUGGAAACACCGGACUUUGGGAAAUGUCUGAGCAGCCUAUAUUCGGGGCUGGAAACCAGUCUAGGCUCAUGAUAUAUCACCAAGGCGGAGGGCCGGGAUACUCUUCAUUCCUUGCUAUUUUUCCUGAGACGCAGUCGGCCGUUGUAGUUCUCAUGAACACCACUGCGGUGAGCGAUGCUGCUGACUGGAUCGCGCGACUCCUCAUUGAGGGCCUCUUUGACUUUGCCAAACCCACCGAUUAUGUGAAGCUUGCAGAAGAAGGUAAAAGACGAACACUCGCACGGUUUGCUGCACUACAUGAUAGAUUGACCCGAGAGCGAAUCCAAGGAGCACCACCACUCCCCCUUGAAUGCUACGUCGGCAAGUACAACAAUGGGGACUAUAAGUACAUGCUGGAAGUCACUUUGAGUCCAGAGUCAGAGAGCGAUCUCAUGAUCUCCUUCCAAGGUCUAGACUCACAGCGCUACCCUCUUCGUCACUACCACGACCACGUCUUUGAGUGGAGCAUGAGCUUUGACGAAGUGAAGAAGAGUGGGAGAUAUGAUAUCGCAGAUCCUUCAUACUAUAGGAUUCGCUUCGAAACAUAUCCCGACAACCGAGCGUCUCGGAUAAUUUGGAAUAUUCACGAAGCAUCAGUUCCAGAUGGACUGACAUUUGAGUGGAAAGAUGAACGUCUUGCGGAAGCAUGGCGCGCAGUACAAGCAGGUAUGAACAACUUCGUUUCGAACAUGAUAUAUCCGGGAUUUGCUACUGACUUAAGGACAAACGGCUAUUUAGACAUCGUGGCUGCCAAGAAAUUGCAGUGA
Penicillium samsonianum is the source of this 1749-nucleotide messenger RNA. Its product is annotated as Peptidase S12 Pab87-related C-terminal. NCBI's taxonomy places the organism in Eukaryota, Fungi, Ascomycota, Eurotiomycetes, Eurotiales, Aspergillaceae. The record is from RefSeq and is a predicted model, not a curated record. The transcript has 2 exons. Bases 1 to 1749 code for a protein of 582 amino acids.